Messenger RNA from Alternaria burnsii, 2979 nucleotides. RefSeq lists its product as uncharacterized. Gene Ontology annotation, cellular component: nucleus. Bases 1 to 2979 code for a protein of 992 amino acids. Lineage: Eukaryota; Fungi; Ascomycota; Dothideomycetes; Pleosporales; Pleosporaceae. The transcript has 2 exons. Gene Ontology annotation, biological process: recombinational repair. Gene Ontology annotation, molecular function: 3'-5' DNA helicase activity; DNA binding; hydrolase activity. The record is from RefSeq and is a predicted model, not a curated record.
AUGGACGCAUUGUUGGAGGGACUCAAUGAUGCGCAGAGAAAUGCGGUGACAAGUCCCGCCAAUGUUGUCCAGGUCCUCGCGCCGCCCGGCUCAGGCAAAACUAAAACACUCACAGCACGCGUCGCGUACCACAUCAAUCACGAGCGACUGCAGCCAUGGAACAUCAUUGUAUGUACUUUCACCAUCAAAGCUGCAAGAGAGAUGAAGGAACGGAUCAAGGGAUUUGUUGGAGAGAAGCUUGAGGCAAAACUUAUCCUGGGUACCUUUCAUUCAGUCGCGCGUCGCUUCUUGUCUCGGUACGGUCAAGAGAUUGGGAUUGAUAAGAACUUUGGCAUUGCGGAUACUAGCGACAGUACGGCAAUACUGAAGCGAAUCGUCACGCGUCAUCAGUACACAGUGGAACCUGGCCAUGCUCGUUCCAGGAUCUCCAAACUCAAAGCCAAGGGAACCACCGCCGACGAUUUUCGAAAGACAACAAAGAAUGUCAACGACAAUGAGUUUGCGAUGGUAUAUUCCUCUUACCAAGAACACUUGGCUGCCUCCAAUCUUCUCGAUUACGACGACCUUCUUCUCCGAUGUGUGGAUCUAUUGAAAAAGUCGCCAUCAUGUGUCUCCACGAUACAAGCUGUACUAAUUGACGAGUACCAAGACACCAACAAUAUUCAGUACGAAUUAAUGAGGUUACUAGCCCAAAGAACAAGACGUAUCACCAUUGUCGGUGAUCCAGACCAAAGUAUAUACAGCUUUCGGUCAGCAGAGAUCAAGAAUCUCCUGCGGAUGCGCACCGAUUACCCGGAGUCAGUCGUCAUCAACCUGGAGAACAACUAUCGGUCUUCGGGAUGCAUCCUGACUUCCGCCAUGGCUGUCAUUGAGCAGGAUGAGAGUCGACCACAAAAGUCGCUCAUUGCUACACAUGGCGUUGGUGAGCCUCCCACUCUUCGCCAUCUGGUAUCGGCCAACGUGGAGGCAAAAUGGAUUGUAGAAGAGAUACAUCGGACCAAAACGCUUACAGCGGGGCUGCUGAGCUAUAAUGAUUACGCUAUACUUGUACGCUCAUCUCCUCUCACGCUCCAAAUUGAGCGAGCGCUCGGACAAAUGGGAAUUCCCUAUCGGAUGGUCGCUGGUACGAAGUUCUUUGAUCGGGCGGAGAUUAGGAUCAUCUUAGACUACCUGCGCGUGGUCAGUCAGCCAGAUCAUAAUGAUGCAGUGGCAAGAGUUAUCAAUACACCGUCCCGGAAAGUUGGCGACGUUACUGUGAAGGCACUACUCGAAGAAGCAGAGGUCAGAAAAGUCACUCUGUGGAAACUGGUGCUGGAUAUCGCCCAGGGCAGGAGGAAGUCGGAAAGCAAAGUCUCCGCCCAAGCACAGAAGGGCAUUGAGCAGUUCGUCAAUGUUAUUCUUACCUCGCGCGAGAAGCUUCUUCCUGCUAAAGGCGAAGACUGUAACUUGCUAGGUCUCAUAUCGCACAUUCUGGCUAAAAUACAGUUUCAGUCCCAUCUUAAGCAGACACACAAGGAGAACUGGGAAGAUCGAUGGGCAAACGUGGAGGAGCUGGUGAACCAGGCAACACAGAUGGCUACGGCAGUUGCUAAUGGGGAAGAGAUUUCUGACGACGCCUUGCCAGUGGUAGAGGGCAUCGAACAGCGAAACGACACCGGAGCCGAUAUUCUGUCCAAAUUCUUGGCCAAUGUUACGCUCUCGAGCGCAGCAGACCAGGAGGGAAGCGAACUGGACCAGGUCACCAUCUCUACUAUUCACGCAGCGAAAGGUUUGGAAUGGCCUGUCGUCUUUAUGCCUGCUGUGUAUGACGGAUCUAUACCGCACUCUCGAGCAGAUGACCAGGAUGAGGAGAGGCGUUUGUUGUACGUUGGUAUGACUCGAGCACAAGGCCUAUUAUACCUGAGUUGCCCAGUCAAGCAGUCAGGUCAAGAGCAGACGACCCUUUCCAGGUUCAUUUCCGAUCGGAAGAUACAGAAGCUUUUCAACGACCGAGGACCAGACCUAGCUUUCAAGCGUAGUACCAUACCAGAUUUGGCCCGUAUUCUGCGGAGAGACUGCCCAUCGUCUGAAGACAUCAAAGGUGCUCUCGGCUUGCUGGAACAUCCGGAAGACGACCGAUACCCAGCGACUCGAGAGGAGAUUGACGGGGAUGAUCCAACAUGGGGCGCAUACGGAUCCGACAAGUACAGAAGCGCGAAGCCCAUCGCUGAUGGGCCAAAUCAGUCUUUCAAGCGGCGCAGGCUGGAAUCGUCGAGCUCUUUCUCUACGGACUCAGUAGCGGUCACCAUGAAUAGAGCGUCUGGAUUUUCGAUAGCAACGACGACCAUGCCCACCGUCAAAGCUGGUUUCACCAGUGCCCGGGAUCUUAGAGAUCUCCAGGCAAUGCAGAGAGAAGCAGAGCGUAUUCGAACGCUAGCCAGCACUCCCAACGCAGAGAUUGCCAAGGCAGCCUACAACGACUCCAAGAAAGCAGAAGCAAAGCCUGCCCGAGCGAAAUCUGUCAAGCCACUCGCAAAAGGCCAAGGUGCCAUUACGAGCUUCUUUAAGCGAUCAAACAGCGCGAUAUCCGAGGAAACAGAAACUGCGCCAUCCUUCACUGCGCCGUCUCUGCAACGCUCGCAAUCUUCAAUUUCCACUUACACUCCACUUCAUGACAUAUCCAAUGUGCAAUCCUCCGUUUCGCGACCACCACGCCCGUUUCAACCACUCUCAAUGCCCAAUCACAAAGUUACGAACCGACCAAUUCUCACCAAGCCAAAACGUGCCGAGCCCGAAGCCAGGAUGGAAAGCACGCGGGAAGGAUGGCAGAGAACCAACAAGUCCGACAAAGCAGACGUCAUCGUCAUUUGCUUCGGCAUCUGGCUUUCGGCCAGCGUCUACAUUUCACACAACGUCGAUGAACCAAGUGCAGAAUCAGUCAGCACAGAGGAAGACGCUAGGUGCGAGAAGAAGCAUGCAGCCGUGGAGUGUGAAACAUAG